Molecule: messenger RNA, 3800 nt
Organism: Meriones unguiculatus (Mongolian gerbil)
Lineage: Eukaryota; Metazoa; Chordata; Mammalia; Rodentia; Muridae
Gene: Tceanc
Product: transcription elongation factor A N-terminal and central domain containing
Biological process (GO): DNA-templated transcription
Cellular component (GO): nucleus
Source: RefSeq, a predicted model, not a curated record
CAGUCGAACACUCUAAAGGCGGUGCCUGUGCUUCUGGGUGGGUGGUGCUGAGGACACGAGGGCGGUUUUCUGCUUUUUGAGUUAGCUCGGCCCCCAGCUGAAGGGCUAACUCCUGUUUCCAGUGACUUUAAACAUGAAUGGGUGUUGGAUUUUGUCAAAUGCUUUUUCAGCAUCUAAGGAGAUGAUCAAGAAGGACCCUGGCUGUGAAGAUGUCUGACAAGAACCAGAUCGUUGCCAGGGCUUCCCUGGUUGAGCAGCUGUUGUCUAAAAGGUAUUUUGAGGAUACUGGCAAACAGCUUACUGAGCUAGAAAUAAUUUAUGUGUCUAAGGAACAUCUCCAGGAGAAAGAUGUAGUCAGAGCUGUUUACAGACUCUCAGUGGCUUUGAGAAAGAAGACCAAGUUUCUGCUUGCAAAGUGGAGAACCUUCUAUAAGAGUACACACUUCAAAACAAAGAGAAACCUUAAAUUACUCCAUACAAAUGUUAAUAAAGGAGAAAGUGCAGCAGUUUUUCAGUAUAUGAGCCAGGAUGAGAUAUUCAGUCUCUGCAGUUCUCUUUCUAAGCUGUCAUCCCAAGAUGUUGCAGAGUCAGCUACAGCAAUUGGGUCUGAAAGUAGCACUACUCAAAAUUGAAAAUAAUAAAUAUUGGGGUGGGGUGAUGACUCUGAGUCCAAGAGUAGCUCAUGUGUGUUACGGGAUUGCUUAAUGUCUGUGAGAUCUAAAUGCCUAGAGCUUCUUUACACAACAUUAGCUAGUCCUUCCACAGAUCACACAAAAGUUCAUUUGUGGCAGAACUUUGCAAGAGAAAUUGAAGAGCACAUUUUUACCCUUCAUUCAAACAACAAAAAAUAUAAAACUUGUAUUCAAAGCAAAAUUGUCAAUUUGAACAACUCCAGAAAUUCUCAUUUACAACAAAACUUGCUCUCUGGAACCAUGUCUGCAAAAUUUAGUGAAAUGACUGUCCUGGACAUGGCAAACCAAGAGUUGAAGCAGUUGAAGGCAUCCUACACAGAAUCCAGAAUUCAAGAACAUCGCCUUCCCCAAACAAUUGGUGGUACACUGACAAAUACAAUAAAGUGAGGGCACUGUGAGAAAUGCAACAGCACUCUCAUUGUAAUUGCCAUAGGAACACUUUUCCUUCCAGGUUGGGUGCAGAAUUCAAACCCACAUGAACAAAAGACCUAUGUCAUUUGUAAUGAAUGUAGAGAGCAGUGGUACCAUAACAACUGGAUGUGCUUGUAAUUUGUAAAUAAUUCUUUCAAGGGCAUAUGUUUUAUAUGUAUAACAUUAACAUAACCCUUUUGUGCUCAUUUUUUAUAAACUUUUUUUCUAUUUUUGAUUUUUUAAAUUUAUUCGUUGAUUUAUUAAUUUCAGUUUAUUCACUUUGUAUCCCAGCUGUAUUUCCCUCCUUAGACCCCUCCCAGUACCACUCUCCCUCCCUCAUCUCCUCCCAUGCCCCUCCCAAGUUCACUGAUAGGCUGAGGUCCUCCUCCCCCUUACCUCUAACCCUAGCCUAUCAGGUCUCAUCAGGACUGGCUGCAUUCUCUUCCUCUGUGGCCUUAUAAGGCUGAUCCCCCCUCAGGGGGAUGUGAUCAAAGAGCCAGCCACUGAAUUCACUUCAGAGACGGUCCCUGUUUCCAUUACUAGGGAACCCACUCGGAGACUUAGCUGCCAUGGGCUACAUCUGUACAGGGGGUCAGGUUAUCUCCAUGCAUGGUCCUUGGUUGGAGUAUCAGUCUCAGAAAAGACCCCUGUGCCCAGAUGUUUUGGUUCUGUUGUUCUCCUUGUGGACCUCCUGUCCCCUCCUGGUCUUUCUGUGUCCCCCUACUUUCAUAAGCUUCCCUGUACUCUGCCCAAAGUUUGGCUAUGAGUCUCAGUAUGUACUUUUAUUCCUUGCUGGGUAGAAUCUUUCAGAGGCCCUCUGUGGUAGGCUCCUGUCCUCUUCCCUGUUUUCUCCCUCUUCUGAUGUCAAUCCUGUUUGCCUUUCUGAGUGAGGGUCCUUUAGGGUCCUCCUUCUUGCUUAGCUUCUUUGGGUGUACAGAUUUUGGUAUGUUUAUCCUAUAUUAUAUGUCUAAUAUCAACUUAUAAGUGAGUAUAUACCAUGUGUGUCUUUCUGCUUCAGGGAUACCUCACUCAGGAUAAUCUUUUCUAGUCCCCACCAUUUGCAUGUAAAUUUCAUAAUUUUCUUGUUUUUAAUUGCUGAGUAAUAUUCCACUGUGUAAAUGUACCACAAUUUCUGUAUACUUGCCUCAGUUGAGGGACACCUUGGUUGUUUCCUGAUUCUGGCUAUUACGAAUAAAGUUGCUAUGAACAUGGUUGAGCAAAUGUCCUUGUUGUAUACUUGAACAUAUUUACAAAAUUUUACUAUUAGUUUUGUCUUUGGGAUUUUGACUUGUGAAAGAUAUCACUAGAUAGCCAAAGCUGGCCUCAGUCCCAUGAAUGCUGGGAUUACAUGUGUACACCACUACAACUGGCUUCAUAUACUGUUUUUAUUACAGUCCUAAGAAUAAAGAGAGAGAGUUGUUUGCCAAAGUACAGGCCACGAAUAGUAGAAGUUUUUUGGGAAGAGUAGAAGACUUCCACAUUGUACUUCGUGGUCCUUUAGGACUUUCCUCAGAGUGACACUGUAGCUCCACACAGCCUGAGAUGAUGUUAAAGAUGCAGACUCUGGCUGGAUGCUCCUGGAGUCCUGAUCUGCAUUUUGGUAGGAUCCCCAUGUGAUCCUCUGGGAUAUUUUUAGAAUCACUGACAAAGCACCAGGCCUGUGGUUCUCAGGAGUGACUAUAUUAGGAUUUUCUGGGAACAUUAAAAUGUGCUUGUUCCAAGGACCAAGUCUAGGACAAUUCAGUCUGAACCUAUAUCAUGGGACCCAGGAAUCAACAUUUCUGGUAAUUUCUCAGCUGGCUUUAAGGUGAAGUUAAGAAUUAAGAACUACCUGUUAAGUAGUCUCUCAUUUGAGCCUGAAGAAAUUAAUGUUAUUCUGGAGACUUUACAGAUGAGGAAAGAGGCCCACAGAGCUGCAGUGACUCGCCCAGGUUAUACAACUAUAAGUAGUCUGCCUCACACUGAUUCCUGACUUGUUAACUUUCUUCUGAAACAAGUGUGAUGGCACAUCCCUGUAAUCCAAAUGCUAGGGAAGAUGAAACAAGAGGAUUCAUGUGAGUUCAGGGCCAGUUUGGAUUGCAAAGUCCCUGUUUCAAAAAACAAACAAACAAACAAACAAACAAGCUAAAAGUGUAUUGUGUUUCAAGCCUGUAAUCCUAGCAUUAGGAAUGCUGAGCAGAAUCCCACGGUUGAGGCCAGCCUGGGUUUUACAGAGAAAUACUGCCAAGAUAUAAAAGAUUAAUUUGAGAACGACUUAAUAUUGACUUUUGCAAAAAGUGUGCUGUUGGAAAUGGGUGCUAAGCAAACAGUUGUUGACAUCUCUAAGCUUAUGUAACUAGUUUUAUUCUUUUUGUCCUUAAUUUUUUUCUCAUUUUUCAAGUAUCCUCGGCUGUGGAAAAUUGAACUGUAAGUUAGAUUUUGGCCCAAGAGCCUGCUUCCUUAGUUGAAUGAAUUCUGUAUUUUUUGAGCACUUAAUAAAGUCUUUAUGAUAUAUAUAGUUUCGUGAUGUUAGCAAUCUGCAUGCCUUCAAAGGUAUGUCUGUUAGGUUUGAAAUUCAAAUUCUGCUUAUAUGAAAUGGCACUAGUUGUUAGAGGAAGUUUACUCCUUCAACCUCAACAUUUAUUUACCUGCUAACUGAAGAGGAUAUCACUUCUCUAAGGCCUUUGCAAACAGUGUUUACUGAUUUGUAUGCUUAAA